Messenger RNA from Pneumocystis jirovecii RU7, 3018 nucleotides. RefSeq lists its product as uncharacterized. The coding region runs from base 1 to 3018 and encodes 1005 amino acids. Gene Ontology annotation, cellular component: endosome. The record is from RefSeq and is a predicted model, not a curated record. NCBI's taxonomy places the organism in Eukaryota, Fungi, Ascomycota, Pneumocystomycetes, Pneumocystales, Pneumocystaceae. The transcript has a single exon. Gene Ontology annotation, biological process: protein transport to vacuole involved in ubiquitin-dependent protein catabolic process via the multivesicular body sorting pathway.
AUGUUAACUCCAGACCAGUUAUAUGAUUGUAAAAGCAAUCUAGUUAAAGUCUGUACUGAACUUAAGAAUAUCAAUGAAAAGCUUCGAAAAAUUUGUGAAAAACCUAAAAUGGUAUGUGGUUUAGCGUACAAUGAAAUGAUGCUUAAAAUAAAAAAAACUGUUGAGGAGCUUUCGGAUGAAAGAAUAACUGAGCACGAUAAAUGUAACAAAUUACAAAUGAGAUGUCAUUUUCUAGAACACCAUAAACCAUGGUAUCUUAAUAGCGGAUGUAAAAAAUUAAAAGAGCAUUGUUAUAAAAAGGUCCGUAUGGAAGUAGCACAAGUAAUUCUUUAUGAUCUUUUAAGAGGAACUUCUAACGAUUUUAAUAAAUGUUUAAGAAAACUCAAAAGCGAAUGUCUAUCACUCAAUCAACGAAGUCCAGAAUUGCUCGAUUUGUGUACUAAUGGUGCUAAUGUUUGUCUUGAAUUUAUUUCAAAUUCUAAGAAAGAAUGUCAGAAUUUUCAAAAUCUGUUUUUAUCAGAACAAAAAACAAUAUCUGAAAAAAAUUGUCUAAAUUGGCUAAAAAUAUGCUAUUACAUUAUUCCAGAUUGUAGAGUUCUCUACCAUAGCUGCCAUUCAUUUCGAAUGAGUUGCGCAGAAAGUGGUUUUUUUUUUAAUUCAAAAGAUUACAAUUUUGAUCUUUUUGAAAAUCCAUCUACUUAUAUGGUAGAAAAUGGGGUCCAAUAUGCCUAUGAAAAAUUGCAUAAUUUAGGUAUUUAUGUCUCUGAAAUACAGGAUCUUCCAGAAAUAUUCGUUCUUGAGCUUUUAGUUCAAAAAAUUACUACGGGACGUAAUGACUGUGUAAAAGCCUUAAAUAAAAGAUGUCCUUCGGCAGAAUAUUUAGAAUUUGCUAAAUCAAUAUGUAAUAUCAAAUUUCAGAGUGGUAUUCACUAUGCUUGUAUUAACUUAAACCAUAAAGCCGAAGUUUACUGUGAACCCUUUUUGGAUAAACUCAAAAAGGGUAUUCAAUUUUGGUGGUAUCCACAUCUUCCUCUUUCUGAGACAGAAUGUAUAGAAUAUUUGUCAGCAUGUUAUUUCGUUGAUAAUUAUUUUAUUUAUUGGAAGACUUAUGAUAUUUGCAAAGAUAUACGGCUUGUUUGUUAUCAAGCAGGUUUAGAAAUAGCAGCCAAUAAGGCUCUAAUAAAAAGGCUAAGUGGGAAAUUAAGAUUGGGAAAAAGUUACUCUGAGUCUUUAACUGAUAGAGUUCUGAAUGAUUGCAAAAAAGUUCUUUUAAAAGAAUGUGGACAAUUUAUGUACUACAGCUUUCAUGUAUUAUAUAAGUGUCUACAUCCACAGGAAACAUGUAAAAAUUUGACAAAUAUUCUUUACAAGGAUUUUAAAAGAUUUGAUGAAACUUUAAAGUAUGUAAUCAUAGAACCUACUUAUGAUACAUGUAAAGAACAGAGAGAAGAAUGUCGUAGAUUAGGGCCAUAUUUUGAGUAUACUUUGAAUUUAUGCAAAGACCUCGAUCAAUCUUGUAAAAACAUAGAUGAAUUAAUAACUUUGAAAUCAAAAAUACUUAAAGAAAAUGACUCAAAUUUACUUAAUGAAACUACUUGUCUUAGCUAUCUCAAUAACUACUGCAUACAAAAUAAUAUAGGCUAUGCAUGCGUUAAUAAAACAAUAUCAUGUAAACAUAUGUUAGAUUAUGUUUCAAAGCAAUGUCAGCAAUUAUCUCGUCAUUUAUUAUAUUAUGGGUUUUCUAAUAAACAAGUGACUCAUAUGGAACAUAGUCGUUGUUCUUAUUUCAUUCAUUACUGCAAAAUGCUUAAAAGGAAUUGUCCUAAUUCUUUAGACGAUAUGUGUUCUGAAGUUGAAAAAAUAUGUGACAAUAUUUCUACUAGAAACAAAAAAUUUAAUGAUCUAAUCAAAAUACUUAAUGAAGAAAUAUCUACACAUGAUAGAUGUAAAAAAAAAAUACUUAAAGAAUGCGAGAAUUCUACUAUAAAACAAAUAAUAAAUAUAUUAUGUACUAAUGCAGAUGAUACAUGCAAACAUUUAAGAAAACAUUUAGAAAAAGGUUGUGAUCAGCUUGCAUUAGAAAUCUAUAAGUUCUUAUUUGCAAAUUCUAAUUCUACUACAGAGUGUAAAAAUUUAGCAUCUAUAUGUUCAUCUAUAGGUUAUUCUUGUGGUAAAAUUAAUAAUAAACUUGCUACUAUAUGUAGUAACUUUACUAUUAAAUGCAAGUUAUUAGAGUCAAUGCUACCACCACCUCCACCAUCGCCACUACCACCACUACCACCAUCAGAACCAUCAGAACCAAUACCGCCACCAAAACCAAUACCGCCAUCAGAACCAAUACCACCACCAGCACCAUCAGAACCAUCAACACCACCAAAACCAAUACCACCAUCAGAACCAAUACCACCACCAGCACCACCAGCACCACCAGCACCACCAGCACCACCAGCACCAUCAGAACCAUCAACACCACCAGCACCACCUGCACCACCUGCACCACCUGCACCACCUGCACCAUCAGAACCAUCAACACCAUCAACACCAUCAGCACCACCUACAUCGCUACCACCGUCAAAACCAGUUCCAUUGCCAUCAUCGUCACAAUCUGUCUUAAGACCAACAGAAUCAUCAACUACAUCAAGUUCAUCAACUUUUUCAAAUUCAUCAAUUAUAUCAAGUUUAACUUCAACUACAUCAGAAUCAUCGAUUGUGUUAGAUUCAUCUAUUACAUAUAAUUCAUCAUCUGCAUCAAGUUCAAUUACAUCGAAUUUACCAAUUACAUCAAAUAUCUCUACAUUAACAAAUUCAACUAUAUUAACAGGCUCAUUAACCACACAUUUAACAUCUACAUAUUUAACAUCUACACGUUUGACAUCUAUAUAUUCAUCAAAGUCUGUACUAACAACAUCAUCCGAUAGCCACGAAAAAGGCUAUGGAAUUAAAAUAGAACUACAAAUGAUAAAAUUAAUUUGGACAACCAUAGAAAUACUAUUAGGGUUAUGGAUAAUUGUUAUAUAA